AUGCUGCCGCCCUUGCGCAUCCUGGCUCGCGCGAGCCGCCUCAUCGGUAUUGGACUACGUGCGGAGACUGCACCUGGGACUCGGCCUCCCAAGCUGUCCAAUCAUGACAUUGAAGUGUGCGAAAGCGGCGUGGCAGCAUCGACCAUGGCGGCAACUCCGACAUCGUACAGCUUAAGCUCGCUCAACCUCAACUGGAAACAUGACAAUGACAAUUUGAAAGAAGUUAUAGUCGCAUUCCAUGGUGUCUCACCACAUUGCGCCAGUAUGCGUAACGUUGGGCCUCGUGCAUGGAGCCGAACGGCCAUGAAGCAAGGCUGGGACUUUUCUCAGGCUGACUCUUCAAUCUUGCGUGUGGGCGGCUUCGUUGGCGUAUUCAUCUUCUCAUUUGCCCAGCUGUUGCUGGUGAGCCUCAUCUAG
Messenger RNA from Fonsecaea nubica, 417 nucleotides. RefSeq lists its product as hypothetical. The coding region runs from base 1 to 417 and encodes 138 amino acids. The record is from RefSeq and is a predicted model, not a curated record. Lineage: Eukaryota; Fungi; Ascomycota; Eurotiomycetes; Chaetothyriales; Herpotrichiellaceae. The transcript has a single exon.